AGUAAAGUAUCAAAAUGGUGUACGAAUGGUAGUAUAUAUUGUAUCAGUAUUACUCACAUCUGGCACAAAUUUUGAUGGCCACGGACGUACGGUAACGGAAUUAGGAUGAAGAGCUCCAGACAGAGACUUCAGCUAAAGCAUCUUGAACCAAAAAAUCACUAGAGACUUUGACUUUUUUUCUUUACAUUUGUUUUUUCAAUGGUGAGACACUACUGAUCCAUGGCUGAAGGUUUUGAAAAACCCUCUAGUGAUUACCAAGUGGAUUGGGAAAGAUAUGGUCUUAGAUCUGAUUCUGUUGCACCUUCCCAGGCUUCUGCUGUGACUCCGCAAGGGGAGAAGUUGCUUCAUGGUGAGAUAUCUAACCAAAAUGAGCUGUUUCAUGAAGAUCAGAGUUCUGGCAGUAAACCAUGGUGGAAGGCCAAUUUCUUUUUAUCUGAACCAGUUCUGUUUGGAACCUGGGAUGGAGUCUUCACAUCAUGUAUGAUCAACUUGUUUGGUGUGAUUGUUUUUCUGAGAACUGGGUGGAUUGUUGGAAAUGCUGGGAUUGGGUUUUCUGUGCUGGUUAUCAUGGUGACUGUGACAAUAUGUACGAUGGCUGUUAUGGCAGGAAUUGGAAUUUGUGAAAGAUGUCAUGUGGAGAGUGGUGGAGUUCAUUUCUUACUGUCUCAUGUUCUAGGGGCUCAGAUUGGUGGUGCUUUCAGUAUUGUGUAUUGCUUUGGGCAGGCAGUUAGUUGUGCUCUGCAUGUUAUGGGGUUUGCUGAAUCUAUGUCAGAAUUACUGAGUAUCACAAAUCCUUGGCUGGAGAGAUCCUUUGCAUUUGGACUUAUAAUCUUGUUGCUUGUGAUAAACGUUGCUGGUGUUAAGUGGGUGAUUCGACUUCAGUUUCUUCUUUUGAUUAUACUACUUCUCGCAGCAUUGGACUUUGCAGUUGGUACUUUUAUAACUGUUGAUCCUGUGAAUGGAGUGACUGGAUAUACGCUUGUUAAUGUCAGAAACAACUCUAGACCUUCGUAUUCAGAGGAUCAAAGUUGGUUCACAUUAUUUGGUGUCUUCUUCCCGGCAAUGACUGGAAUCUUUGCAGGGAUCAACAUGAGUGGUGAUCUACAUAACCCUUCCAAAGAUAUACCAGCAGGGACAUUAGCUUCUAUUGGCACCAGGCAAGGGAAUUAUUUGUUUUUACUGUGUGUCUGUCUGUGUGUGUAUAUAGCUGUUACUCGGGAAACACUUACUACCUGUUGCUAUUGUUAGGUUUCAGCCAUUGGUGUGAUGUUACUCUCAGGACUCUACAUUUCUUCCAUGUCAUCUUGUCUUGGAUCGCUGUAUGCUUCUCCUCGCAUCAUCCAGAGCAUGGCUAAUGAAAAUGUCCUCCCAUCUUGUAUUUUUCUAGGUAGAGGGAAAGGGCCAAAUAAAGUUCCUGUCUAUGCGAUAAUAUUAUUUGCUUUUGUGAUCUUCAUCUUCAUCCUGAUUGGUCAAAUCAAUACCCUUGCUCCAAUUGUAACAAUUCCAUUUCUUCUGACUUAUGCUGCUGUUGAGUAUGCCUAUUUUUCUUUGGCUAUGACUUUUGAUAUCCAGCAGCAAAGGGAGGAGCGGUUUCAUUCACAGGGAAUGUCUAGUCCUGCAUUUGAUGUUAGCCAGGAAUCUAAGAGGCUAGACCAGAAAACAUCUAAAGUUGUGACUUAUGGCUCUACAUCUGGAAGCAAGUAUACUAGUGACUUGGACCGGCUGUUCCCUGAACGUUUAAGACACAAACAGCAAAUGUUUCGCCAGCCUAGUAGCCAAAGUACUAAUGAGUCUCCUCUAACAUCACCAGAUGAGCAUAGCUCUGUUGAGAGUGCAGAAUCCACAGGUGAUACCAAGCCUCGUUCUGAUGUAAAUGCUACAGACAAAUCUUCCCUUUUAGACAAAGAACAUCAACUCUGGCCUGAAAUAAGCAGAAAGACACGUGCAUGGUACUCAGUUCUUUGUAAUAGGUGGAUAGCUUUGAUUGGGGCUAUAGUUAAAGUGGUAGUCAUGUUUCUGGUCCAAUGGGGUUAUGCUCUUUCUGUAAUAAUGGCUGUUGCUGUUAUGUGGUUUUACAUUGGCCAGGUGAAUCCUGGGAUAUUUCCUGGUGUUGCACAGUUCAGACUGUUGCCGUGGUUGAAGAAUUUAUUUUUGAGAUGUAUUGGACGGAAACCUCCAGAUUAUGAUCAGAUAGUUGUAACACCAAUGCAUCCGGGAAUGGAAGUAACGGCAGCUCAGCUUACAGAAGAAAAUGAAGAUUAUGCAGCACGAGAACGAUAUCAUCAAUCUACAACAAUGAAAGGAAACCAAGAGUUUAGAGGAGUUGAAAGUGAUUGAAUAGCUUUUUGAGGCUACCACUAGGUGAUUACUGGAAGCUGAGCAGAGGUUAAUCUAACAUCAUAUUGUUACUUAUUCCCAUGAUAUUGACUAUCAAAACACACAUUAUGAAGCAAAAAUUACAAAAUCAACAACAAAUGUUUACAACCUGAUUUUAUGCUUUUCUGUCCAUUAUAAAUUACAUUCUUAUGUUAUUGUGAAUAGGCAUAAUAACUGUUUGUGUAGCAUAUAGUGUACCAAUGUAUGUGUGUGUACAUUGAUCCUGAGUUAGAAAAAAAAAGCUUAUGAAGACAUUUAUCUUUAUUACUGCAGGGAUAAUUUCCUAUUUUUAGGUAGUGAUAUGAAAAAAAUUUCUAGCUUAUUUCACAUUUUCAUCCAUGUCACAGAUUUGGCACAUGAAAUUUACAAAUGAACUAAAGUUGAGUAAUGUAACUCCUAAAAUUGUGACAAAUUCCAGAGACAAAAUUGUAAAUAAACAUUAUACGUUGCAAUAUUAAAGACUUGAAGUAUGAAAGAGUAAAUAAUUUAUUUAUCUUGUCAGUUUGAGCUUCUCUCUAUGAAUUUAGUUACAAUUGUUAGAUUAAUAUCUGCUGAUUUAAGUAUGUGUGGAUUGCAGAAUUGUAGGCACUGUGAAAUGUGUGUCAAUGUGAUAUUGCUGGCAUACUCUGUAGGUCCUUUACAGGUUGCAACAGGUAUGCACAUUAAUGACUUUGAAAAAACAUUGUAUAAUCACUCCUAUUUUUUAAUGUAUGUCUGGUUUAACACAACUUGCAUUUAUACAGACAGAUUACAAGUUGCGGGUCUGUCACAAGAACAAGUUCAGAAUCCUGUUCCAUGUAAUAUUCAGGUUAGCCAAAAACAAAGGAUACUUAAUAGGAUCUCUUAUUUAUAUGUUUAAGUCUAUAAGUGCAAGUGUGUUCAUUUAAGCUUUACACAAUGUUAUUUUUUCAAGCAUUACUUCUAUAUCAUGUUUUUAUUUAGAACAAAACUUUUUUUCAUCAUCAUUUAAUAUCAAACCCUUGAUUUUGCUCAAAGUUAUACACAUUGUAUUCUGAUAAUUAUUUUGAAACUAAUUUCAACGUAGUUUUAGAGAUUUGAGGUAUGUUUUGAAAAAUUUUGCAAGUAAAGAUUUCCCAUAUUAUACAAGGUUUUGCACUGAUUCUCUAAAACUUUGAAAUAAGAAAUUUUUUAAAAAUCAAUCUAUGAAACUAGGUUUUUAAUUAGAUAUUUCCACAAGCAGAUAAUUUCCAUUGUAAAGACCUUUUUUAUUUAUUCUUGGAAAAUCCUUUAUUUGGAUACAAUAUCUCACCUCCAGUCACAAAAUAUUUUUCUCUAUUAGUACUGCCCUGUAUUGAUUGAAAUUUUCAAUGCUCUGCCACUAGCCUUCCACCUCUUGCUUCUGCAUAUCCACAUGUAAAUGGUCAUGCAGCAGCUCUCAACCAAUAGGAGCAUGACACAAGUCCUAUUGUAAUCAGCGCCCUCUUCACACUUGCUCUCGUUAAUCACUUCUGUUACACACACUGACCUGAAGAUGAAAGUCAAAAGACUUUCAAAAUGUCAUCCUCUACACUUGUGUAUCUACAACAGGCAGUUGCUGUCCAUACUACAAAAUUUCAUCAUGAAUAAUCUGCCUAAACAAUCUAUCAAAGAAUAAUCACUUCUUGAUUGGUAAAAGUACUGUACAGACAUGCUAGUUUUUGUUUGCAAAUUUGUCGACAUUUUUCUUUAUACUAUAGACUUAGCUUUUCUUUACUAUAUAUUUAAA
Messenger RNA from Limulus polyphemus (Atlantic horseshoe crab), 4102 nucleotides. RefSeq names its product solute carrier family 12 member 8-like. Gene Ontology annotation, molecular function: potassium:chloride symporter activity. Gene Ontology annotation, biological process: potassium ion import across plasma membrane; chloride ion homeostasis; potassium ion homeostasis. The transcript has 14 exons. NCBI's taxonomy places the organism in Eukaryota, Metazoa, Arthropoda, Merostomata, Xiphosura, Limulidae. The record is from RefSeq and is a predicted model, not a curated record. Gene Ontology annotation, cellular component: membrane.